AGCGUUCAUACGGGGGGUAGAACCGGGAUUAUUUUGUCUGACAGCUGAGCCCGUGAACUUGUGAUCCCUGACACGGCUCUGAACACAUGCUCACAUGGCCCCGUAAACCCCGGACAGACCCGUGGCUAUUCCUUUAGAGUCAUUCGCUGUAAUAAAUACUUUAACUCUCUUAUUUUUUUUCCCCCCUCCUUUACUUUUAAAGACGCUCUACUUCCGGCCCCGCCGUGCCCUCAGCGCUUCCCGCCCCAGCCCCGCCCGUCCCAGCUCCUCCCGCCUCAGCGCUUCCCGCCGGCUCCCUCAGGAGUUACCGGGAGCCAGGAGCCGCUGCAGCCCUCGGCAGCCGCCGGAGCCCCGCUCUCGGCAGGAGAGGAUGACGAGGUGAGACCGCGGUGGGUUUGACUGCGGUGGAGGUACGGACGACAGCGGGGCAGUGGCUGCCUUAGAGCUGCGGGAGAGAUCUACAGAAAGUUUAUUAUUCCUCCUGGCCAAUGCACUCUACCGUUCCACGCCGUGCUUUUGCCGCCUCCUGGUUCUGAGGGCUCCUCUCGUCAUGAGCUCCUUCGAGGAGGCCGAAACAGAGGAGACAGUGACGUGCCUCCACCUCACCUUCUACCACCCCGGCCAGGCCGAGAAGAUGAUGUUCCGCUGCCUGGAUUUCUGCAGGCGCCAGCAGGUCCGGGCGGACGACACGGCCAAGUUCGGCCGCGAUUCCAGCCUCUGCCGCUACAGCCUGAUGGACACGCGCGUCUCCCGCAUCCAGUUCUCCCUGCAGUUCUACAGGAGGCUCCACACCUCGGAGUACGGCUUUGAGAUCAAGAACUUGAGCAAGAAAACCAAACUGACCGUCAGCCAAACGGAACUGGGGUACUUAAACAAAAUCGACCUGCCCCUGAAGUGCAUCAUCUGUUUUGGGGACUACCAGAUCCUGGCAGAGAUUCAAGAAGGGGAGGCCGUGGAUUAUUUUGAGAUUCACUUACACUUGGCUGAAGCACCCAUCUUACAAGAAAGGUGCCUGCCAUCCCUGCAGCCUAUACCCGAGAAUGGCGUUUCUCCUUCCUUUCCUCUUUCCCAAGGCAAAAGCCCCACAGAGAUUGAUGAAAACGAGCUGUACUAGCGGGGAGGAGGAGGCCAGAUCAGCUUUUGUGGCCUGCACAGCUCCCAGCAUACACGGCUCUCACCUCAGCCCAGUGUUCUUGGCGGAGCUCACUGCCUGCUGCACAUCAGUCUUCUUUACUUGGUGUUUUCAGCACAGGCAUUCCAGAGCACUGCUCCACAGAAAUGGAUUCCUGCCACUGCCUUCACUGAGGGCUCUCUGAUGCCCAGAAAGGUGUGGGAGGUGGGGGGGUCACUCAAACCCACCCCAGAACCGUGGCCACGUGCCUUGAAGGGACAUUUAACAGGCAUUAAUGCAGAGCAUGCACAGCAGGGUUUUUGGUCCCAGCCAAGGGCUGACACAAUGUCGUGUUGCAUAUUAUACUUGGUGCUCUUAUUUGCACACCAAAUUCCAAACAGUAUUUUUUGCGAGCCAAGGCUGUGACUUCACGGAUUUCGCAACUGAGAAACACUUUGUCCUUUUAAAUUUAUGUUUUUAUUAGCUUCAAAGCAAGGUUUCUUUUUUAUUUCUACUUAUUUAAUUAACAUAUAUAUUUUUCUUUUGCAAGUUAACUGCUUUUGCUUGUGAUGUAGACGAACAUGUAGCAUCAAUGAUCAUGGUCUAUAAAAAUCCACAUGAAUUUUGCAAUAAAUACAUUUUGUUCUGUGGUAA
This is a messenger RNA of Vidua macroura (Pin-tailed whydah), 1765 nucleotides long. RefSeq names its product TRAF interacting protein with forkhead associated domain (gene TIFA). Gene Ontology annotation, molecular function: protein binding. The transcript is spliced from 3 exons. The record is from RefSeq and is a predicted model, not a curated record. NCBI's taxonomy places the organism in Eukaryota, Metazoa, Chordata, Aves, Passeriformes, Viduidae. The coding region runs from base 551 to 1114 and encodes 187 amino acids. Gene Ontology annotation, biological process: canonical NF-kappaB signal transduction.